Penicillium odoratum is the source of this 2265-nucleotide messenger RNA. Its product is annotated as HET domain-containing protein. The record is from RefSeq and is a predicted model, not a curated record. Bases 1 to 2265 code for a protein of 754 amino acids. The transcript has a single exon. NCBI's taxonomy places the organism in Eukaryota, Fungi, Ascomycota, Eurotiomycetes, Eurotiales, Aspergillaceae.
AUGGAUGAUGCGACUCUUAAUAGGCUGGUAGACGAUUUGAUGCAGAAUAUGCCGGGGUCGGUAGGGUCUUUCCACGGUCGAGAUGCAAAUCUUAACCAUUCGGAAAGAGAAAAUGACAUUCGCAGGCAAUAUCUGAUGGCAUCCUUGCGACACGGGUACUUCAGUUCCGAGAUCGUCCCUGUAGACGCAACAGGCCGGCUCGACGUUGACUACGGGAACCGAGGACCUGAAAUCAACAUGUUACAGCAGAUGACUAGUACUGGAGUAUUAGCAGCAGUCAAUUCUGAGGAAAUUAGUAAGACUGGAAAGCAGGAGCGGUACAGGACGCUCUCACUUUUGCCCCGUGAAAGUUUUGGAGAUGGGUUGAUGGAAGAGAUCAAUGCUCUUGAAGCAGACAAUGAUGUACAUUCGGUCUCGGUGAUCUCAGCUUUGCAUGACCUAGACCCUGCAAGAUACAAACAUUGUUCCAUCGACUGCUGGCUUAAGACUUUGCAAAAUGCAGACCACUCUCCAGUGCCUGCGCUUAGCACAUCCUGCGUGCGCCAUCCAAAAGAGCCAUUCAAUGGCUCUCAGCCCACUCCCUACAAAAAGCUCGAAAAUAACCAAAAGCGACUUGUAUACCUUCUUCCAGGCCAUUAUGGAGAUCCUAUAAUCUGCAAGGUGACUGUCUUGACUGUUUGCAGCCCACAGUCCAUAUGUGGGGAUACACAGCUGGAAUAUGAGGCACUAUCAUACACCUGGGGCGAUCCAACUCCAACCUACCCUAUUGAGCUCGAUGGAAAGGUGCUGCUGGUUUCCAAAAGUGCUUUUACCGCUUUGCAGCACCUUCGGCACGAGACAGACAGUCGUACCUUGUGGAUCGAUACCAUAUGUAUCAACCAGUAUGACAGGGCUGAACGCAGCGAGCAGGUGAUUCUGAUGAAUCAUAUUUACAACCAGGCUUCCAGAGUGAUCGUGUGGUUGGGCGAAGAGUUUGAAGAUUCGCGCCUAGCGAUCACGAGCAUGAAAUAUCUCGACGAAAAGGGGCAACGAGAAGAGAUCACCUUGCGCAGUCAUGAUGACAUCUGUUACAAACAAUUGAAGCGUAUCUACAAAGCACAAUGCAGAAUAUUCGAGAGCCCUUGGUUCCGCAGAAGCUGGAUUCGACAGGAGGUUAUGGCUGCAAAGGAGAUUGUUGUAGUUUGUGGAAGGGAUACAGUGCCCUGGUACUGCAUGAAACGCUCAGCAGCACGAGUCCGGCGUAUCUACAGCAAGAUGAUAGAAGAGGACGUCAGCGAUCUAACUGAAUUCCACAAUGAUCAAAGCGAAGCAAUUGCCUGCCUGAGCAGAGAUUGGAUAUACGGUCAGCCGGUCGCCAAAUUUAUUGGCUGCAUCCGAAGUGUCUGGUACAACCAUACCGGUGGACUGCUUGAUCUGUUGAUGACAGGCAGAGAAUAUGAAGCAAGUGACGCGAAAGACAAAGUAUACUCUGUGCUUGGCCUUGCUCGGGUCCCGAUGACUGCAGGCAAUGCGAUACCCGCACCGGACACGCGAGCGCCUGCAUUCCCAGUAGACUACCACAAGUCGGUCUCCGAGGUCUAUCAAGACGUCGUCAAGUUUUUCAUCAACCGUGAUCGAAAUUUGGAUAUCCUAUCCAUCCUCCUAACUCACCGCAACUCCGCCUCAAAUCGAGAUCUUCCAUCCUGGGUCCCAGACUGGCGCGUAUCAAUCUCAGAGAUUCGAUUCACGGCGCACUGGGAUUUCAUCUCGAUGAAAGUUGCAGCAGGCGGCUUUAGAACCGAGACACAACCACAGUCAUUUGACGAGAAAGGGAUUCUGCGCGUGCAGGGCUACGUCUUCGAUGCCAUCCAACAGCUGGACGACUUCUCGGCCACAGUACACAAUGUUUUAUGCACACUGGCCGAGUUUGAUGACGAUGAAGACGGCCCCAUAAAUCAGGCCAGGCAAAGAGGUGAGUUUGCAAUGUUCUCUGAACCUUUCGAUCCGCAGAAGCAUAAGGCAAAAUGCGGUAGAACUGCGAAAGGAGAAGUAUGCCUUGCAUCUAUAAAUGCUAGACCAAGGGACUAUAUUGCUGUAUUUCUGGGCGCCAAACAUCCCUUUGUUAUUCGUCCGAUUGAAUCAGAGACUCUGGACAGUGAGGCAUCUAACGCCUCACUCCGCGCAUCUAUUGUUGGACCAUGUAUUGUGCCACAUGCUAUGUUUGGGAAGCUGGUCAAGAUAGCGAGAGAGUCAAAUAUUACUCCUACCGAGUUUACUUUAUUGUAA